Ogataea angusta is the source of this 3294-nucleotide messenger RNA. RefSeq lists its product as uncharacterized. The record is from RefSeq and is a predicted model, not a curated record. Gene Ontology annotation, biological process: positive regulation of DNA-templated transcription. The coding region runs from base 1 to 3294 and encodes 1097 amino acids. Lineage: Eukaryota; Fungi; Ascomycota; Pichiomycetes; Pichiales; Pichiaceae. Gene Ontology annotation, cellular component: mediator complex. The transcript has a single exon.
AUGGACGGCCCAAAAAUUAGUGACGUUCUCGUACGCAGGGCACAGACAAAUGUGCUCAACAAUCAAAUAUCUUGGUCAAGACAAGGACACCUGGCCUACGCGGCUCCUCGCGCUGGGAAACAUAAUUUGUUAAUGACAUAUCUCGAGUGUGUUGAUGGCCAGACCUGGCAAUUGGCGCCACCAACAGGAUUUCAGAUAGGAUCUUUUGGCAGAGUAUUGGGAGCCAAGAAGUAUCAUUAUGACCACGAGGACGAACAAAUAACGGGAGCCGAUAAUUUAUCUAAGCUGACUACUGUACAGUUUAGUAAUACUGGCUGGGACCUAUUUCUGAGCGACUCAGUCGGCCACGUGUCCAUAUGUGUAACUGGAAUCAAGCGGGUGCUUCCUACCGCCAGUGGGCAAGCUGGGGCUCAUACUACUGCUACUCCCUCGACCAAUCAGUCUCCGACAUCACAAAACCAGGGAGUACAGGCUGCGCAAUAUUCCCGUACUUCGUUCAACUCAUUUGAGCUCCUUUACACAGACAGCUCCUUUGCACCAUUUCCAGAUCUUUCAACCGCUUUGAAAAGGGAGGGAAACCAGAUACUGUCAAUCAAAUGGCUCAACAUAGAUAAACCUGUGAUUGUCAAUUCCCCAGCAGUUAAAACACAGGCAACGCGGGAGAACCCGGUGACGAAUGGCUGCGCGUCAAAAUUGGGAGCUGCUGCACAGGAUGCUCAGGACUACUACUACACUUACACAGCUCACCAAUACAAGCCGUACGGGACGAUGCAUCCUCUGGCAACGAAACAGGCCUGUAUUGGCGUGCGGAAAAACGGAGAGGUUUGGCUCUGGUACCAAGAGGACCACGGAAUUGAGUACAAGAGAGCCGUGAACCAGCUUCCUAUCGGAGAUGUCCUACUUGAACAUGCUGCCCUCGGCUUUACGAGAGAUGGAGAAGUUAUUGUGGCUGUCCAGAUCGGAGACUAUUUGAAGAUCUUUGAGGUGAUCAUUGAUUGGGGAUUCUUAGUUGAGGCAGCCAAACAACUUACCAAAACACCAACAUACAGAGUGCCCGAUGAGAAUAGAAUACCUCCGAAACUAGGAAUCCGCAAAGUGGCGAGUAUGGGGCUCUGCUCUGUCGAUGAGAACGCAUCUUUCUGUACCGGUAUACAGUUAGUCUCACCUGACUUUAGCCCAUCCACGGAACUAGAGCUGCUUUUGCUUUUUGACAACGAUAGGUCUCUUGGGAACAAGUCUCCCGUCUCCACCAUAUACAGAUAUCAACUGCGCAACCUCGACAUGGCUUCUGUCAUCCAUCCUAUGUUUGGACAGAUUGCAUCUAAUCAGAGCAAUGUUUUUGAGUCCCGCAAAACCUAUAAGCCCAUAUUCAAGCAAAAAUUCACUUUUGAUGAGGCGAUCGUGUGUCUCGAGCUGCUAAACCUGGAUCUGACAAUUGCCGUCACCCUAGCAAACGGUGAGAUCAAACUAAUCAAUAGGCAAACAUUCAAGGCCGCCCAGAAUAUCUACAAUUUGGAUGAACUGGGAGAUGACUUUGGGCCAACUGGCCCUUUGCUCCCAGAAACUGUGUCGUGUCUUACCGAUGCGGGAUUUGAGUUUCCAAGAAUAGAGUUCCUGCCCCAAUACACAUGUAUCUCGCCAAACGUCUGUUGCUUUGUCGCUAUGCCAUGGAACGAAACAACACUCCAUAUCGACUCUGCUCGCACGAACGCGUGGCAGUCAGACGCAGUCCCCAACAAAAAAGGACUUCUUUUGGCCACAGCAGCAGCCGUUGCUUUUCGUCAUACAAACGCUUGCUACUAUGGGUACUCAACAGAUGAUCUGGUGGCAACGAUUCGCUGCGAGCUUGAACAGGCCAAAAACAAUCGUGGAGAGGAGUACGCCUAUAGACUCUUGAUGUCAAUUUUGCAGGAGAGCCAAAGAGCGAUCAACUUGAAUAUUGAUGUAUCUAGUGAGCAAACAGAUAAAAUGCUCCAAAACCAGCCUUUGCAACGAAUACUCACUUUGCAACUGUCUCUCGGCACAGAACUGAACUGGCGGCGGAACAAAAGCGGCAUGAUAGCUUGGGCGCUCGUGAAUUUGAAGUUUGUCACAUCGUCCAUCAUGUACACCAUUCACACGAUUUACUCGAAUAUGCAAAGAUUUGCAAAGAAAGGACUCCAUGUUUCUGAUACUCUCGCAAACGCACGUGCCCGCGAAGAGAGCAUUAUUGCUGUGCUCGGAGUCAUCAGAUGGUGUGUCGACUAUAUCGUAUGGCUGAAUCAAGAGCUGGUUGAGUUGCACGGUGUUUUCAAAAGCAACAGCCCAAAGGAGGUUGAGCAGUUCCUUGCCAAGUCGGUUGCAAUUCCUCUUGUGCUGGGGAAAGUACCACGAUCGUUUUUGAUAUUUGCUAUUUCCAACAUUAGAAGACUGUUUUCUUUUGUGCAAAAGUUCAUUGAAAAAAACGAUCCAUCGCUGGCCGCUUUGGUGACGCCAGAUAAUCCAAUGGGGACUUUCAAGUCGGUUGAAAACCAGCUUUUCGCAGAUUCUCAAUGGACGCUGGCUGCUCCAUCGAAUAACCAGAGUCAAUCGGGAAAAGCCAUUGUGGCCCAUCCAACGAUUGAGGCCUAUGUUCGUUUGGGAUCGCUGAUCAAUAAUUCGCCGAUCAUUUUGCAGGCAUUUGAAAGAUUUCUUUUAGAAGCAGACGGGCCGCUCAGAAAUAUGAGAUUGGAUCCAAUUACAGCACUGGCAAUCGAACAGCAGCUCAUAUGCCAAGGCCAUGUUUCAAAGACGUUUGUGGAGCCUCUGAGAAAAUUGUGCGAAGUGUAUGAUCGGGUUGUGCUCACCAACGGCAGUGUCGACCUCGUGGAAUUAUACUUUUAUGAUGUGAGCUGGCUCAACCUUGGCUCUAAGGAGGCAGAUAUGGCAGGUUUCAAUGCAGAGGAAAAGCGUCCUGCACUCAUACGGCAGACGGACCAGAAAUUCUCAAACUCCUACAACAAAAAACUCAUUCAGAUGAACACAUAUGAUGGCCUCAUCCUCGACAUGCUACGCAGACAACUACUGAAGCCUUCUGAGUUUAUUGCAAACCCAUCAGCACAGCAGGCGAACGGCUCAGGAAGUAGGCCUGCAGUCAAUGGCUCAAAUUCCUCGAAUACGCAAACACUAAUGAUGCGCAAGUGUAUAAGAUGUGGCGCCAUUUCUUCGGUGAAUGGCAAUGAGGUGUACUUAAGCUCGCCUACAUUCAUUGUCAACCCGGUGUACCAGCAUUAUCAGCGGAUUUGUUUCUGUGGCGGCGCAUGGGCUAAUAUGUGA